ACAUUAAACUAAUAAAGAUGAUACCAAAUCCAAACAGAGUUGGCAAUGUCAGUUGCUAGCUCAACCUCUCUAAUUAUUGUCCUGUCAACUAAAUUAUUGUAAUAAAGCUAGCCCAACUCAAUUUAUUACAACAUCUUUCAUAUUUUGUAGAAAUAUUCUAAAGAUUUUCAAGAAAGUUGUUUACUUUAUGCACUAGUUGAUCACUUAAUAAAGAAAUAUUACUAUUUGUUUGUGUAUUUUACAGUAGCUGUGGCGGUGGUUAAUCAUCAAGAGCUCUUUUUUUGAUGUAGGCGUGGGUAUAAGUGCAGGACCAUUGAUACUAGUCACCCUUUUGCAGGUCCUUGAAAUAGUACUAAUAUUUUCAAGAUUUUCUUGAAAUUUUGUUCUUGGUUUCUAAUGAUUUUUCUCUCUGAACAUCUGUUGUUCAGAAGCUUUGAGUGCAUUAAAUUUUGUACACUUUGUUUGUUUGGUUGUGAGCUGAGAAAAGAAGGGUUUCAGCAGAGUCCCUAAAUUGAAGCAAAAGUUUUUUUUUCAGUGAAAAAGAAGGCUUGGCAGAAGGUGUACUACAGAAUCUGAAAUGGGUUAAUUGUUAGAUAUUGUUGGGCAAGUUAAGAGGAAUAUCUUGUUUGGAGUUCUUUUGCUACUUUUCGGAAGGGGAGAUAUGGAUAGGGGUAGUCCAGAUAAAACUGAGGCAGAGAAAGGGGAUGAGGAUUCUAGAAACUGCAGUGCACCGAACAUGUCUUCGGAUUGGCAAUUUAGUGGUACUAAUCUCAAAAAUGCAUCAAUGGGAUUGAUCAGGGGUAGUAGUCCCCUGGUGAUCUGUAAAGGUGAUUUAAUCGAGUCGUCUUCUUGUUCCACUGCAUCUAUGGUUGAUUCAUUCUGCCCUCCUAUAUGGGACCAGGCCAAUACCAAAUCACAGAACAUGGGAUUUUGUGAUGCCAAUGUGCAAAAUAAUACGGGUUCUGUGAGUCCACUUGGAUACAGAACCGGUAAUCUGGUUGCUCCGAGAACUGAUCUUGAGAGAGCUCUUGAAAUGGGUUGGAGUCCGCAUAAUACAAUGUCGAAACAGAAUAUGCUUCCAACAUCUUCUAGGAUGAUUCCUCAGAGUUUAUCUCAGUUUCCAACAGAUUCUGGGUUCAUUGAGCGAGCAGCGAGGUUCUCAUCCUUCAGUGGAGGUAAUUUCAGUGAUAUAGUAAACGUUUUCAGCAUUCCAGAAUCGGCAAGUGCUUAUACUAGGGAAGCAGAAAAAAUGCAAGGGGAAGAAGAUUUUGCUGGCAGGAGACUGAACUCGAUAUCUGAAGGGCAAUACCAGAAAAACGAGAUCAGAACGGCUGAGUGCUGUAAAGAUGAUACAAUGCCUACUGAGCAUGAAGCUGGUAGAGGGGGGCCUCUCAAUAAUGAGAUGAUGAACGGCUUUCUGAGAUCUAAUGAUAAGGAAAAACAAGGUGUAUGUGAUGCAAGUAAUGAGUUGGAUGAAGGUGAAUUUGGUAGCGGUGGUGCUCAAGCUGAGCCAUCAGAAUCGGAGGGUGGAGGAACUCCUGCCAAGGCACCUGGCUUGAAGAAAAGGAGAAGAAUUGAUCAGCAGGAUACCGAGCUGGACCAAGUCAGGGACACUUCAAAUCCACCAGAAACUACAAAGGAUAACUCAGGAAUUCGACUGAGGGGGGUUCAAAACCCAACUUCAACCGUCAAUAAGCCUGGCGGUAAACGUGGUAACCAGGGAACUCAAGCUUCAGAUUCGAACAAGGAAGAAUACAUACAUGUUCGUGCACGAAGAGGGCAGGCAACAAAUAGCCACAGUCUUGCAGAAAGAGUGAGAAGGGAGAAAAUCAGUGAAAGGAUGAAGUAUCUUCAGGACCUUGUACCAGGUUGCAGCAAGGUCACUGGGAAAGCAGUCAUGCUGGAUGAAAUCAUCAAUUAUGUUCAAUCCCUACAACGACAAGUUGAGUUUCUCUCCAUGAAGCUUGCCACAGUUAAUCCUCGGCUGGAUUUUAACAUUGAAGGGCUUUUAGCAAAUGAUAUCCUUCAGUCACGAGCUGGCCCUUCAUCUACCCUUGGCUUUCUGCCUGACAUGUCUAUGCCUUGCACUCCUAUGCAUCUAUCACAACAUGGACUUGUGCAAGCUGGUCUGACUGGCAUGGGACCAUCUCCAGAUGCUCUUCAAAGAAGCUUCACUUCCCAUUUGACCUCAAUGAGUGGAGGAUACAAGUUGCCUAAUUCCCAGGUACCAAAUGUCUGGGACGAUGAGCUCCACAACAUUGUGCAGAUGGGUCUUAAUUCCAAUAUAACCCUGGAUGAAGAAGAUAUACAAGGGCAUCCGCCAACAGGACAUAUGAAAGCUGAACUCUAAUUGUUUUCAUUGCUCUAACUGACCUACUCCUUUGAUUGUCUUCCGUUACUACAACUAUGAGGUCAAAAAUGCACAUAAAGCUUCUUCUUAGUUAUUAGAAGGAUUAAAAAGUAUUGUAUCAUCAUAUUAUAGGUCAAAGAUCUGUGCAAAGCUCCAAGGUCAUUACUCAGCUUGGACUACGCCUUUCUGGCAUAAGAUUUAGCAACAGCCUCUUUUUGUUAUACAACCAAAAUCGAAUUUUACUGGCUUGCUCUAUAAACAAAGAGGAUUUUUUAAUCUAGAGCUGCUGUAAUCUUCAGCAUUCCCUGCGUCCCUGGGCCUGAUAUGUAGUGAUAAUGGAAAGGCUCUGGUCGUAAAAUUAGUGCCGAGAUCUAGCUAGAUUUCAUACAAGUAUUGUCCCUGAUAUGCAUUUCAAAUGUGUUUUAACCUUGUAUUAACUGAAUAACUGAUUACAAAAGAUGAGAUGGUAUUGAUUUUGUUAUAGAUCAGUCAGAUUUUGUAUUUA
This is a messenger RNA of Daucus carota subsp. sativus, 2855 nucleotides long. RefSeq names its product transcription factor bHLH49-like. The record is from RefSeq and is a predicted model, not a curated record. Gene Ontology annotation, cellular component: nucleus. Bases 662 to 2350 code for a protein of 562 amino acids. Gene Ontology annotation, molecular function: protein dimerization activity; DNA-binding transcription factor activity. NCBI's taxonomy places the organism in Eukaryota, Viridiplantae, Streptophyta, Magnoliopsida, Apiales, Apiaceae. The transcript is spliced from 9 exons. Gene Ontology annotation, biological process: regulation of DNA-templated transcription.